Plasmopara halstedii is the source of this 576-nucleotide messenger RNA. RefSeq lists its product as uncharacterized. Lineage: Eukaryota; Oomycota; Peronosporomycetes; Peronosporales; Peronosporaceae. The transcript has a single exon. Bases 65 to 283 code for a protein of 72 amino acids. The record is from RefSeq and is a predicted model, not a curated record.
GACUUGAAAACUGAUGUGUUGAACAACAGCAGAGUAUGGAUCUGAAAGGUUUAACAGUUUAAUAAUGCAGAGGGUGGCCGUAUUGGUUUGCUCAGAGCCAAUCAUGCAAUCUUUUCAUAUUGUAAGCAGCCUCAUGUAUUUUUGGUUUUAUUGUCCAUUAUGUUUGUUGGCAUCUGCAAAAGCCUUAAGCAAGUUGUCACUCGAAUUUUUAAUGGAUACAUUCAUCUUGACAAUCUCAAGGUUUCCCAAAUUUGGAACCACAAUAAUUAUUUUAUUGUUUUAGAAGUAAUAAUUACGAUCUUGAAAACUAUUGCUAAGAUCUUUUGCGGAUCGGGAGAUAGACAAAGAUCGCGUGUUGACUUCGAAAGAUAUGACAGAGGUAGUGAUCAUAUGAUACACCCUUUAAAAAGCUACGAAGAAGAAAAAUGAUAAAGAUAUUGGCGACGAUUCAGCUACAAACAUUAACAGACUUGACUUUCUCUAGCAUGUAAUAAUUAUCGAGGUUUCUGGAAUCUCAAGUCUUUUCACUUCCUAAUUCACCGAGAUCCUGUCAGCUGUACUCGUCGUAUCUUGCAA